Messenger RNA from Ceraceosorus guamensis, 990 nucleotides. RefSeq lists its product as hypothetical. Gene Ontology annotation, cellular component: membrane. The transcript has 4 exons. The record is from RefSeq and is a predicted model, not a curated record. Bases 370 to 891 code for a protein of 173 amino acids. Lineage: Eukaryota; Fungi; Basidiomycota; Exobasidiomycetes; Ceraceosorales; Ceraceosoraceae.
UGCUUGCUGGCUCAGUCAUGAGUCGAGCUUCUCUCUUCCUCAGACCAGUGCUCCAUCUGACAUUUCUGGUGGGUUGCGGUAUGCGGCGCGAGCGUAUCAAGUACGAAGUGCUGUGGGUGUGUGGUCGUGCGUGCAUGCCUUUGCCUUCUCCGGCGUACGCGUUCACAUUGGACGGAACGUAGGUCACCGGGACAACCGUCCACGCGAGAUGGUGUGAUGGACCCCGAGAGAACACUCAUGCAUCGUAUCGAUCACUAGUCAAACAUUCUCUCGACGCCUGGCUGGCCGACCUUUCCUUUCGCUCUCGCUCCUCUUUUGCAGCCUCGUGAACCUUUGCGCUCAAGACGCGAGGAAAAGGGCGAUUUAAAGAUGCCGUUCGCCUAUCUUCUCACGCCCGCUUCUCUAGCCCAAUCGGCCCUCUUUGCAGGGUACUACGCCUAUCUCAACAUCAACGUGUGUUCCUAUCGACGAUUAAGCGGCGUGGCCAUCGGCGAUGGGCUGACGAUAGGCGUAAGCAUGCCAGCGGCGGCCAAGACGGACAAGGAGAAGCAAGUCGCUGCAAGAGGUCUAGCGAGAGCUUUCAAGGCCCAAGGAGAUUUCUGGUCGCAGACUCCGUUCGCACUCAUCUUCUUGUCCAUCUCCGAGCUCAACGGUCUGCCCUACAAAUGGGUCCACAUCAUCGGGUCCACUCUCUUUCUCUCUCGCGUCCUCGCUUCCCAGCUGGCCCUGCUGGAUACCGAUCGCAAGGAGGCCGUCGCGCAGGACGAGGUGAAGAGGUACAGAGCCGCAGAAGGAGGGGCAAGAGCAGUCACUGGCGUCAUUAUGCUGGGCGUGGGAUUCUACAACCUACGUUUGGGCUGGAAGCCUCUGAAAGAUUUCCUCUCGUUCUGAUACGCACCGCGCAGCCAGUCAUGUUUUCUGUUCAGCGCGUAAGCUCACACCCGCACCCUUCUCUGAGUCCAAAAGCGAGCAAGCUCGCAUUCAAUUUUG